Messenger RNA from Salvia hispanica, 3232 nucleotides. RefSeq names its product putative late blight resistance protein homolog R1C-3. The record is from RefSeq and is a predicted model, not a curated record. Gene Ontology annotation, molecular function: ADP binding. NCBI's taxonomy places the organism in Eukaryota, Viridiplantae, Streptophyta, Magnoliopsida, Lamiales, Lamiaceae. Gene Ontology annotation, biological process: defense response to other organism.
AUGACUGCUUAUGGUGCUGUGGGUUCUCUUAGGAAUACAAUUAACAAUAUUCUAGGUUGUUCUCGUUUUAGCCUCGUCGGUGGCUCUCAACAAAUCAUAAAAGGAGUGCACAAUGAGUUGAUUCUAUUUCGAAUGAUUCUGGAAAGAUUGGACGUCACAAGUCCAAGCAGGAGCAGGAAGAAGGUGAAUGCUUUGGAUGGAAUAAUCAAAGAGGCAUUAUGGAAAUUUGAAGACUCAUUGGAAUCUCUUCUCAUUCAGCAGAUUCCUUCACAAUCUCAAACUCUUCCUGAGAUUGUCUCCAUUGAUCUGCAGAGUCUGGAAAAUGAUGCGAAUUCGUUAAUCCAGAAGCUCAACGAUAUGGAGAAGAAGUACAGUUAUGAAGUAGAGAAUAUGGCUGAAGACGAACCUAUUUCCUCAAUAUUUGGCUUUCAUGGAACCAACUCAAAGAUGAUUGGAUUAUCAGAUCAAUUCCAACUGCUCAAAAUCCAACUUAUGAAACGCCAAUUCAGCCACGUGUACAUGCUUUAUGGAAUGGCAGGCGUUGGAAAGACCGCUCUUGCUAUGAAAGUUUAUCAAGAUGCAGAGAUUCAGAGCAAGUAUGAGUGUCGCGCAUGGGUUACAGUAGGCAGAGUACCUCAACCGACCAGUCAAAUUGCACGAGGCGUUCUAGCUCAACUGUGUGAAAUUACACAAGGAGGUGAGGACAUUAGUGUUCACUGCUUGGAAGAACGUCUCCACGGCAAAAAAUGCCUCAUUGUGUUGGAUGAUGUCUGGGACACAGAGUUAGUAAGAUUCUUGGUACGUUCCUUUCAUGAACGCCUAAGGGAUGUCAGUGUCAUAAUAACUGGUCGACAUCGAGCAUCUAUGUGGUUUGAAAUGUUUGAUCACCUAAACAAUAUUGUUUCUUACAAUGAGGUCCGGUUUUUGAAUGAAGAAGAAAGUAUGGAUCUAUUAUGUGAGAAGGUGUUUGGUGAUGAGAUUUGCCCUCCUCACCUUCACAAAUCUGCCACCAAAAUUGCCAAGCUUUGUGAAGGUCUCCCUCUCUUGAUAGUCACUGUUGCUGGCAUUCUAUCGAAAUCCGAGCAUAAUAGAGAUCCAGAGUACUGGAAUGAAGUAGCAGAAAGGAGAAAUUCAGUCUUCACGGAUGCAUAUAAUCGAAUAUCAAAGGUACUUUUCCCAAGUUACGACUACUUACCUCAACAUCUGAAAAUGCCUUUUAUGUUUAUGGGAGUUUUCCCUCAAGAUUAUCACACACCCCCUUCCAAGAUCAUUCAUAUGUUGACUGCUGAGGGGUUGUUUCCCAAUUAUAGCAGAUGGUUGAAUAUGCUAGCUACCUUCUACAGUCUAGUUUUAUACACAGUAAAGAGCAUGAACAAAACUUCUCAUAAUGCACACACUUGCGACUAUAAAACUUGCCGGCUUCAUUCUUCAUGGCGGCACGUGUGCAGAGGAGAAGCUAGUAAGAAAAAGUUUUAUCAUGUCUUAAAUAAGUUAGCUGAUGCCUCUGAAGAAAGUCUAAAAGGUCAGCGUGGCUUAUGUCUCGAAAACAACAUGUUAUUUGGCAUCAAGGAGUUUUGCAACUUAGUGAGAUUGAACUGUGCAUCCUCUGCACGUUUUCUCCUUUUCUAUGGUCCUUACCACCAAUAUCCAAUCCCUAUAGAUGUUGGUUUCAUGUUGCUAAGGGAAAUAGACGCUCUUACACAACGUUUCUAUACAUUUCCAACAGAAAUUUUGUCACUAGUCCAACUUAAGUACCUUGCUUUAACUUGUAACGCUGAUCUCCCUGCAACUAUAUCCAAACUUUUCAAUCUUCGAGUCUUGAUUAUCCAUCCACAUCAGAAAAUUAGACGUCGUGGAGCUCCAUCAUAUGUUCCAAUACAAAUAUGGGAGAUGCAUGAGUUAAAGCAUAUUGAGAUAUUGGGAAAGAGCCUUGCAGCUUCAUCUAAUAUUGCUCAACUGAAAAAGCUCUCGACACUGGUAGGUGUGAAUGCUAGCAUUUGUACUAUCACGGAACUCUUCAAAAGAAUUCCUAACAUACGGAAAUUAGGAAUAGAGAUUGAGCAAACACCGUAUGAUAACCAUAACGAUCUUUUGAGUUUCUUUCUUUGCAUUUCAACACUUGAAAGUUUGAAGACACUCAAAUUGAGUAUCACAAAUCCUGUGGUCAGGCAUGGUCAUGUUUUUCCGGUGACUUUGAAGUUGCCACCUGAUUUGAGAAAGUUACAUUUGAGUGGCAUGGGUUUUCCGUUGGAAUAUAUGGAUGUCAUUGGCAAUUUGCGAUGGCUUCGUGUGCUCAAAUUGCGUUCCUACGCCUUUCAGGGUUCACGGUGGGAUACAAAAAGGAAGAGUUUUCGUUUUCUUAAGUUUCUUCUAAUUGAAGAUAGUGAUUUGGUGCAAUUGAAACCAAGACCUGGAAGCUUCCCUAAGCUUGACUACCUAAGUUUGAAACACUGCUACAAACUAAAAGAGAUCCGUAGGCCUUCUUCUCUGUACACAAAUGAAUGUACUGUAGAGAUUGAGUUGGAGGACUGCAAUCCUUUAGCCUUGACUUGUGUCAGCCAAUUACGGCCGGGAGAUCUUAAUACACUUGAUGUUAUUGCCUCUUCUUCUUUUUACGAGAAACCGACAACUAUCAGAAUUCGAAGGCUUGGAUGCGGCAAGUUAAGCAGGCGGAAGGAAUGGGAAGUUGAGGAUAUAAACGAAGAUUAUGAUUCUGAAGGCAAGGGUGAUGAUGAGUAUACAAAUACAAGUGAGGAGCAUGAGGAAGAGAGUGAUGGUAAAUACGUGUCUGAUGAGGACACAGAAGGUGACGAUUUUGAUUAAUAUAUUGUCAAUCGAGGAGAGGAUGAUUGAGGUGAGGGCGUUGAUGAGGAUACAGAUGAAGAGGGUGAGGAAGAGAGUGAUGACGAAUAUGUGUAUGAUUAUGAUGAAUAGGAAACAGAGGCAAGCGGCGACGUCAAGGAGGAUCAUAGGAGUGUGACUUCAUGGGGCUUUUUGAGGAGAGGAGUGUUGAAGAAGAUGGGAGAGCUCUUUGAGGCUUUGAAUCUGAUGCUACAAAGUGAUACACAUGUAAAUCAAAGAAUGAAUUUGCUCAAAACAAUCAAGAACUUCUAUAGUGAUUUUUGGUAUUUUGGUUUGAUUUCCAUUGCAUGAAUCAUUAGUGUUGUAUUAUUGGGUUGUCAAUUGAAUUUAAGUAUUGUCACUUUUGUUGGAUUCUUUUAAGGAUCAUAAG